AAAAAUAGUUAGGGAGACCUCACCACAUGGACUUAAAGAUGUUGACAUGUCACUCCCGGAUUUUGUUGUGGAAGCAGGAAAGAUACUUCACUUUUGAGCUAUUAUCGAGAAUCUUUGGCUUGGAUUCGAUAUGCAAUUGAGCUUUGUGGCAGCUGCCUCCUGCGCCAUUGGACGAUGCCAAGGUCACUCCUGCCAGUGGACCGUGCUUUUACCCUCUUGAAGGCCCCAUUAUCAGCCUCCCUGUCAGCUAAUUAUAAGAAUACCCAUCCACCUUGCUACCAUACCGGUAUCCAAUACCUUCCGGUAGGUAUAUUCUGUCAACAUGCCCCGCCGUGCUAGCUUCACGCACCUGAAGCGUCCGUAUGAAGAAGGUCGUUUGUUGGAAGAAGUGAACAAAUUGGGAGGAGGCACUCUCUUUGCCGACAAGGAGUUUCCUCCCACCGUGGCGUCUCUGAUUGACAGGCGCGAAGUUCCUCCGUUUGUGGUGGACGUCCCCAAAUUUACGCAACGAACUGCCUGGAAACGAGCGCAUGAUAUUUGGAAGAACGAUGAUGACAAGGAAAACAAGAAUAAGAAGGGAGUGGUACUGUAUACCAUGGAGAAUCUCAAGCCCACCGCCGUGAAACAAGGUGGAUUGGAGAAUUGCUACUUUCUGGCAUCCCUGACCAGUUUGAGUUUGUAUCCUGAACGCGUUACGCGUUUGUUUCUACCCAGCAGCAAUCCUGACUGUGGCAUUUACGCCGUUCGCUUUUUCUGCAAUGGCCGACCCAACGAAGUGGUCGUGGACGAUUGGCUGCCCAUUAAAAAGGGCGACGACCCCGUGUCCCAGGCAGCCGCCGCCAGUUUGGCCAGUAUCCCCAAGAAUGCCAAAGUCACCAUCCAAUCCAAAACUAACAAUGGCGAUGGCACGGAAACCAUUGUACGACAAAUUGAACAUCCCGAUGGACGCAUGCAAUUGAAAAAGACCACCACCGAUAUUGAACAACCCUCGGGGAAACUACAAUUCAGCAAAACGUCCACCGAUGAGUUGUGGGUACCCAUGGUAGAAAAGGCAUAUGCAAAGGUCCAGGGCACCUACGCUCAAUUGGAGGCCGGGUGUCAUUUCGAGACACUCCGGGACUUGACGGGAGCUCCCGGAUUCUAUUACAAAAGCGUCGACGUCGAUCGCCAUGGUCUGCUCAUGGAAGAAUUCUACCGACAACGAUUCCCCAUGUCCUGUGGAAUUGAUUAUACCUACAACAUGCCCUGGAGUGAUGAGCAGCUUGAUUCGGUUGGAUUGUUGGCCGAUCAUGCCUACAGUAUCUUGGCGGUCUGUACUGUGAAUACCAAACAAGGCAAACCCCAACGACUCGUCAAGCUACGCAAUCCGUGGGGCGAUGCCAAAGAAUGGACCGGUGAUUGGGGCAACACAUCCCCCCAAUGGACUCCCGCCAUUCGGGAUCAAAUUCGCAAACAGGGCAUUCCCCUCGAAGCCGAUCCCAACGCAGAAGACGGCAUCUUUUGGAUGGCCUGGGAAGACUUUGCUCGCUACUAUAAUUCCUGGGAUGUCAAUCAGUAUCAGGACCACUAUCACUUCAGUGCCGCCAUGCUGCAAGACAAACCGGCCGUGGGAUAUCAUUUGGUCACGGUGCAUGUCCAACAAGCCGGAGAAUACACCUUUGGUAUUACCCAAUGCAGCAAUCGGAUGCUACCACCAUCGGCCAAGUACGAGUACUCGUCCGUUCGAGCCAUUCUGGUCAAGGCACCAGAAAAUCCUGCCCAAGACGGCACGCCGUCCUUGGCAGGAUGUCAAUUUAUCAAGGGUGUGGUAGGAGAACAACGAGAUGAAUACAUUCAGUUGGAUCAAGGAAUCAAUCCUGGAAUGUACUAUCUUUUUGUGCAGGUCUGGUGGGAUCCUUCCUCCAAGCAUUUGCCCCAUCCACGAGAGAUUAGUGUCAAUUGCUAUGGGACGGCCCGGGUCAAGUUUGCACAAGAUGUGGCCGCUGCACACGACAAAAUUGAAGUGCUCACCGAAAUCUUUGCCGCCAAAGCACGACGAGAAAUGGCCGCCAGUCAUCACUUUGGUGGGGCUGGAGAACAAAUCAUUUGUCGUAGUCGUGGACAACCUGAUGCCCAAGGUAUCCAAGAAUACUACAAUCGCAACACCUGCCCCGAAGGAUACCAUUUCCGAUUGUUUACCAAUACCGAAACCAACAACGUUGUCUUGCAAGAAGACAAGAAAUUCUCCUCGUUGCACGGAGCCGAACUCGUGCGUCCGCAAAAGAAUACUGCCAACUACAAGGUCACCGGCAAGGAUGCCUACUCGAUUCGUGUCGGACCGGGUGAAACCAAGGGUGUCUUCUUAAUGGUCAAGAAGACCUUUGGUAUGGCCGGUCCCAUGGGCGCGGCGACCAUGAUUUUGGGCGAUGGUCGGACCGAAAGGGAACAAGAUUCCAAACAAAAGGAUCUUACGUCUUCCUACAACAUUCCAGACAGCACGGGUGUUCAGCAGACUGCUGCGCCGGUCGAGCAACUCACGACAAUGCACGUGGGAGGAACCAAGGGUGGUGGCCGUCGUCGCUCCAGUGGCGGCUUCCAGGCACUUGUAGCCAGUCUGCGUGGUUCUACCAAUGCUUCUUCUGUCAAGGCUACGCAGGGCAAAAAGAAAAAGAAACGUGGCAGCAUCUUUGGAUUCUUGUUUGGUGGGAACAAAAAGAUGCCAAAAGACAACGAGAGCGCCAAAGUUCCCGAUUCGGCUCCAGCACCGGCAACGGCACCAGUGCAGCAAGCGCCAGUGCCAGCCCCUCCAAUGCAAGAGCCAACCCCGCCGCCCGUACCUGCCCAAACUCCGGCUCCUGCAACCCCGCAACAUCAAGAUCAAUCUACAGCAGCGCCAUCAGCUGCGAAGGCUCAACCUUCGACGGCCAACAAUCAGGCAUCAAGCAUCCCUAAUACAGGGGAUAAUCCAGGUUCCUCCAGAGAAAGGUUCGCGAGCCUGGUUCAGAAAUUCAACGGGGAGGAAAAUACUGAACCCCCGACCGCUUCUUCUGAGUCAACACCAAAGGUCGAGUUGCGGGAGCAAGCCGAAGAUAACAACACCACAAACAACAACAAUGCGGUUGGUGCAGGAACCAGCGGCAAUGACACCGACGACAAUGCAUCGGGACAGAGAAACACUGCUGCAUCGCAUGAGCCAUCCCCCACUGCAGCUUCUACAGCCAAGCCAGAAAUCUCACCCGGCAGCCGGGAGGAGCCCGCCACCAGCAAGACAGAAACGUCUAAACCGUCAAAGGGUCUUUUUGCUUCACUGUUUGGUGGCGAAAAACGGCGAAAACGAGGCCGCAAGGCUACGCCCACCGAAGAAAAGAUGCUGGAACCGUUCCCAGACUUACGACAGGCUAAUGUUGUGGAAAACACCACGACGGUAGAGGAGAAAACUGUCACGGACGAGGUAACCGGUGCAAGAAGAGUUGUGGCCACAACCACAACCACCACACUCCGACUUGUCAAGUAGCAAGAUAAUGGUCUGUGCACAAAAGCUCCAUUUCUUCCCUCCCUCCCGCCUCCGUCCUCAUUCGCUUUCCUCAGUAGAACCGUGCCGGCUGAAUCUUUGUCGUGUUGUGGAUGAAAUUGAUGGCUGGGAGUCCUUGAAGGGCUUCCACGUCAUCUGUCUCAUAGUAUGCAUACAAAUAAAUGGCUGCAUAUCAAUAUCCCACACCGUUCUGUGGCCUAAACUUUACUAGCAAUAGUAGAUAUAAAAUCUCCAGUCGAAGCAGAACUCUAUGAGUUUAUUAGCCGCAACAGCCAUCGAAUGCUAAACAUGACUUCCUCCCAUCACACGGGGGCCUUUAGACCGUGGUUCAGCACGCCGGUGUUAGCUAGCUAGCCAGACCUUCUUCCUCUUUGUUGCGUGUCGGAUACCCACAAAUGUCAACGAUUGCCCCAUAGAUUCGUUCCACUGUUAGCAGAAGGUUGUCCUUCUUCCCGCGCUAGCUAGCUUCUCUUCAGGCUCUAUCUCCUGUACCUGGUACCAGUACCUGGUGGUACCACUCACGUCUCCGGUCAGAUGUCAAAUGUCACGGUGGAUAUCUCGCUUUAAGCCAAGUGGGCUGCCAGACGCACAAGUUUCGAUGUAAAUUUUGAGGUCUGCCGUUGAGCUCCUC
Messenger RNA from Seminavis robusta, 4142 nucleotides. The record is from the annotation of a GenBank genome assembly. NCBI's taxonomy places the organism in Eukaryota, Bacillariophyta, Bacillariophyceae, Naviculales, Naviculaceae.